AUGUCAACACAAACAGAUUUUGGCCCCGAUUCAGGUGGAAGGGUGAAGGGUUUAGUAAUUGUAAAACCAGUAGUAUAUGGUAACAUAGCCAGAUACUUUGGAAAGAAAAGGGAAGAAGAUGGUCACACUCAUCAAUGGACGGUCUAUGUUAAGCCAUAUGCAAACGAAGACAUGUCCGUGUAUAUAAAAAAGGUGCAUUUUAAAUUGCAUGAGAGCUAUGCAAAUCCAAAUAGGAUUGUGACAAAACCACCUUAUGAAUUAACGGAAACUGGAUGGGGAGAGUUUGAGAUUGUUAUCAAAAUUUAUUUUCAUGAUCCUAAUGAAAGACCAGUGACACUGUACCACAUAUUAAAGCUGUUCCAAUCUCCGAUAAACGAAAGUACACCCCCCACAACAGGCCGGGCCCUUGUCAGCGAGUCGUACGAGGAGAUUGUGUUCCAGGAGCCCACGCAGCUGAUGCAGCAUAUGCUUAGCAAUGUGAAACCAAUCACCAAUGGACCGUGGAAUCACGACACUAACUUCGAAGAGAAGAAAGAGAAAACCCUCGAGAGGAUAAUAGCGGCGCAGGCGAAGGUCAGGAACGAGAUUUCCGAUCUGAAGGAGAAGCUGCAGCUGGCGAAGGAAACCAUAUCCAGGUUCAAGGAGGAGAUAGCGAAAGUGCAGAACAACCCGGUGUCCAACAUCCUGUCGGCUGUG
Iphiclides podalirius (scarce swallowtail) is the source of this 696-nucleotide messenger RNA. Lineage: Eukaryota; Metazoa; Arthropoda; Insecta; Lepidoptera; Papilionidae. The record is from the annotation of a GenBank genome assembly.